GCUGGCCAUUAUCAGAAUUAUUCCUCUAGCAGCUGUCUGCAGUUUCCUGUUUCCACAGAAACAUCAGGAACAAAGAGGAAGCACUUUUCUUAGAGUCCUGCUUCCAGCUGCUGCACGCAAAAGUCACGCUGCAUGCAAAAGUCACCCUUCGUCCCUCUUACUCUCACUUCUCUCCUACAAGUAUGUUGCUAGUACUUGCCUCUCAUCUGCAUUAAUCCCCUGGUUUUCCUAAUUUUCACUUAAAAAAGCUGUCACUUUGAUGCAUCUGCUCUCCUCUAAGGUAGCUCAUAUGAGACAGCUCUGUUGAUUCUGAUUCUCACUCCUUAGUACUUAAUUUCAUCUGUAUAAAACACUGUGAGGUAGGUUAGUUGCUUCAGCAAAGAACACUUUUGUCCUAGAUCAAAUAGCCUUCAUCACAGCUGCAGUUCUAGUCCAAACAAUAUAAAAAUAUAAGAUAUCCUUGAGAAGAGUUUGUUGAUCCAGGGACACAGGGAGAGUGGCCAGGGAACAGCCUUCCUCAAAAGCUGAAUUUCAGCAUUUUGUCAGAGUGAGCCUUGAGUCUGGGAUGAGACAGUUUCCACACAGUUACUUUUUAAAAUGAUUCUGUAUUCUGGAUGUUUUGUCUGUAUUGCAAAAGCCCAGCUGCAUAUGGAAUUUUUAAGAGUCAGGUGAAAAGAGACUGAAACUCUAUUUGGCUCAGCUGUGUAAGAGUAGGACAGUUUUCUAAUACUACCAAAUUAUUGCUGCCAAGGAAAAUUUGCCAAAAGAUGCUCUGAGCUGCUUCUAAGUAUUAGAAUCAGAAAUUUAUGAUUAAAAGCUUGAGUAGUUCUUCCUAGGAAUCUUUUAUUUUUCCAAGUCAUUUCUACUUACCACUGUGUUACAUAUCCUAUGCCGUCUUCUAUCCAAAUGCUGUCUACUGUGGCAAAAGCAGGUGUGGGAAGCAGUCUGGGGCAAUGGUUCUGAUAGCUGUGUGAGCUCAGCGGUGCUGACAAGUUUCACUUACAGUAAUCAAACAGAUCUGGAAAAAAGAGAACUAGAUUUCUGUGGUACCACGAAGCGUCGCCUCUCAGUCACUCCCCGGCAGCGGCAGCUCAGCCCUGUACACUUGCACCUUGCCUGCAGCUCUGCCUGUGCUGCAGGAGACAAACAGCCCAACCACGGGCAAAAGGACCAGAUUGGACUAAAGGGCACCCACAGCUGUGACUGGACAUGGUGUGCAAGAAAUAAAGAAGUGUACAUAGAAGAUAAGUUUUCGUGAAUGAGGAGGGUGAGCGGGAGUGUUCCUCAUUUCAGCCACGAUGUUGCCUUACGUCUGCAUGAACUGGAUUCUCCUGGUCCUGUUUACAGGCCCCACAGUAUCGGAAUUAGUGACAGGAGGGGUUGGUCAGAACGUCACCGUGCCCUGCUCCUACAGCGUCCGGAGGACAAGCGACAUCACAUCCAUGUGCUGGGGACGGGAUAGCUGCCCUAAGUCACAGUGUUCUCGGCCCAUUAUCUGGACAGAUGGAUGGAGGGUGACAGAGCAGCACGGCAGCAGGUACCUGUUGCAAGGGAACCUGUGGGAGGGCGACGUGUCCCUCACGAUCGUGAACGCCGAGGAGGCAGACAGUGGGACUUACUGCUGCCGUGUGGAGCACCGGGGGUGGUUCAACGACCAAAAAAGUAAUUUCGAGGUUGUGAUAAUAAAAGCUAGGAUCUCUACUGCAAGUCCUCACACUUACACCCCUGAACAGACAUCAGCUCCUGGGAGCACCAGUGAAUCCUCCUUUGCCUUCACAGAAACGUGGCCAGCAUCUGCCUCGGAAGCUCCUCGGAAUGCCUCUGGCCCCUGCUCAGACACCUCAGACUGCUCACAUGUUACUGCAAACAUGCAGAACACCUCUGUAUCGCUUCCCAGUCAGCAGUAUUCCGAAAAUGGUCUGUACAUUGGGAUUGGGUCAUGUGCAGUGCUUCUGGUCAUCCUGAUUUUGGCUCUGUUUCUCACUAAACAAUACUUUUACAAUACAAAGAAGACAGGUGACUUUGGAAACUUCAUUGUGUUUCGGAGGCCACAAGGUGUGGGGAAUCACAGUGCCCUGGAAGAUGAGAUCCAUGCAGAGGAAAAUGUUUAUAUCAUACACUAAGGACUGCUUGCCUUUGUCAUCACUGGGACAUUAAACAGUUUGAAAAAUGUUAGCUGCUCCCUCUGCUCAGCAGCUGAAUGUGUCUGCACUACUGAAGCAUUACUCACAUCAUUCUAAUAAAACAAAUAAAAGCUA
Molecule: messenger RNA, 2258 nt
Organism: Myiozetetes cayanensis
Lineage: Eukaryota; Metazoa; Chordata; Aves; Passeriformes; Tyrannidae
Product: hepatitis A virus cellular receptor 1 homolog
Exons: 8
Coding region: 1299-2123 (274 amino acids)
Biological process (GO): positive regulation of mast cell activation; phagocytosis, engulfment
Cellular component (GO): cell surface
Molecular function (GO): virus receptor activity; phosphatidylserine binding
Source: RefSeq, a predicted model, not a curated record